Messenger RNA from Didymodactylos carnosus, 1980 nucleotides. The record is from the annotation of a GenBank genome assembly. Lineage: Eukaryota; Metazoa; Rotifera; Eurotatoria; Philodinida; Philodinidae.
AUGAAAUCAAAGUUAUCUCUACUAUGUAAAGAAGAGGAUGAUAAUCAACCAGAUGUUAUUGAUCUAACGACAUCAUGCGCUUACUGGGGUGCAUUUCAAUUUCCUGUUCGACCACCAGAUACAUUCGCUGAUAAUGAGUCUGUGAUAUUAAAUAAACUUCCAACAAUUAAAAAUAUUCCAGGACAAUUGGAAGAGGACGCAAGUGGAUCCACAAGUGCUUUAAGUGGGACAGAAAAAAACAAUAGAAAUGAAGAAUCAGUGACAUCGACUGUGGGCGUUGUUCUUGAUCGUAUUCAGAACAAAAGUCAUAGAAGACAGUCAAAAUACAUGAUGAAGUUAAAUCAUGAUGACGUUUCUGCUAUUCUUCGUCGUAAUUCGUUUACAGCAAACGCAUCAUCUGAUUACGACGUGAUACCGAACACGAGAACAAAACACAGAUAUGUUCGAUCAAAAACAGCUGAUAUUCUUAUAUCUCAUGAAUCAUCAAUAAAAAAUGUUCAACUUGUGUCACGAAGAAAUACACAGAGCGUACAACCUUCAACACAACGGAGAAAUGGUAGUAGAUGGGUAACACUGAAACACAAUUUCUUGCCUGCUAAAUCGAAAAUGAAUCUAACAGAAAAUGUCUACGAGACACCGAUGGAACAACAAUCUUCAUCAUCAUCUCUCGAUUCGAUCGUAGAAAAUAAACAAGGAAAAAAAAACAGUAAAAGUUCAACAUUCGAACGACCAUGUUCAAUAUCAAUACCCAAUUCUUCAACAUCUUAUCUGUCAUCGGUCGAUAAUCCUUUGAAAAAAUCGAAUUCUCCAUUGGUUAAUCGGCAACGAAAUACGUUAAAUGACGCUACUCUAGAGAUAGCAAACGAUACUUCUCUAGCCACGAAUACCAAUCGUCAUCGAUCACCCUUAAAUGAAUUACGAAAUAUUAUACGUCGUAUAGGAUUCAAAAAUCAUAAAAAUAACAAAGAUUCUGAAAUGAUCGAUUUUAAUGAACAGAAAAAGACGUCUAUCAAGAAUCAUCUACAAAAACAACAAGCAAACGAGACUCACGUACAAAUAGCAGAUGUAGAACAAAUGAGUUUUCCAAGAAUUAUAGUUGAACCGUUGAAGGUUAUUUAUACUAAUCCACAGAAUUUUAUCAGUUUUUCGCCUGUUCCUCUAGAACACGCGAAUAUUCAAUUAGAUUUUGAUAAAGUCAUUCAACCAGACAAACGUAUGAUUCAAGAUCAUAGUAGGUAUAGUUUUGAUACGAAUAAUGCUAGAAACCUUUUACGUAAGGAAUCGAUAACAUAUGGAUCUACAACACCAGAUGAUAUGAGUCAAGAUUAUCAAAGAAAAGGAAACUCCGAUACAGGUGGUUAUCGUAAACGUGAUGCUCAAUUACCUUAUGAUCAUCAACAGUUACGUGUUCAUUGGCAUGACGAAAAUAUUCAUCAUACAACCAUGGAACUUGAACAAAUAGUCUCUUGUAGUCUCAAUUUAUCGUCAAAUUUGUUCGAAUUAUCAAACAAAAUUUUAAAUUAUUUACAAAAUGAACUUCAAUUAAAACUUACCGAUUUUUAUUGUUAUCCAAAUUCGUCAAUGAUAUUUCAAAAUGAACAAAAUUUAGAGAUAAUUAAAUAUUCGAUUGAGUUACAAUGUCGUCAAUUUGUUUUACAAUCAAAUUCAUUGGUUAAUGGAACAAUAGAAUCUGUUGACACAUGUAUUUCAACUUUAAUCGAUUUAUAUCGUCGGAUAAACAAAUAUACAAGUAUAGUAAAUGAUAAUGAACAAUCUGUUCAACUUUUGAAAUGUACAAUUCAACUUAUUGAUGUGUUUAAAAGUUGCAUUCAUUCAGCUAAAUUAUUAGUACAUGGACGAUUAUAUGAUGAAAACAUAAGAAUGUUAAUGAGACAAACAUCAACAUUAGCUCAAGUAUUAAAUGAACUAUUAAAAUACUUGAAUAAUUAUAAAAAUUAUUCAAUGGUUAGGUUUUUGUGA